UACAUACUUACACUAUUUUGUAUAUAUCUAUCAAUAAUUAUGAAUUCAACAUAUACAGCUUUCUGUAUUUAAUUAUCACUAAUAACAACUUAUAUAUACAGUUAAUAAUUAUAAGAAGAAUUUUAGUUAGUAAUAAUUAGGUUUAUUAGUUAGUAAUAGUGUAAAAAAUGAAUUCAAAACCCUGGCUAGCACCAGCUCCAAGUUACAGUCAAAUAGAGACAUUUUGGGAUACAGAUGAGGAUGCACCGGGUCCUCGCUGCGGGCACACGUUAACCGCAGUUGCUCAGACCAAAUUACAUGGACCUAGGUUGAUUCUAUUCGGUGGCGUUACCGCCAUUGGUGGCGGUCCCUCCUCCGCGGUUCCUGGCAUACGAUUAGAUGGUGUGACGAACGCAGUUCAUGUGUAUGAUGUUAUUACAAGAAAAUGGACCAGAAUUCAACCGGCUGGGGAGCCACCUUCACCUAGGGCUGCUCAUGUGGCUGCUGCUGUGGGGACAAUGGUUGUAUAUCAGGGGGGGAUAGGUCCUGCUGGGCAUUCGACGGAUGAUCUUUAUGUGCUUGACUUGACCAAUGAUAAGUACAAAUGGCACAGGGUUGUUGUUCGUGGGCAAGGUCCUGGCCCACGUUAUGGUCAUGUGAUGGACUUGGUUGCCCAACGUUACCUUGUUCUUGUUAGUGGCAAUGAUGGAAAGAAAGUACUUUCAGAUGCUUGGGCGUUGGAUACUGCUCAAAAACCCUAUGUUUGGCAGAAACUAAACCCCGAAGGUGAUAAACCUUCUGCUAGAAUGUAUGCGACUGCUAGUGCCCGCUCAGAUGGUAUGUUUUUGCUCUGUGGUGGAAGGGACAUCUUAGGCACGCCGUUAGCAGAUGCUUAUGGUUUGCUUAUGCAUAGAAGUGGUCUAUGGGAAUGGACACUUGCACCUGGAGUUUCACCUUCAGCAAGGUACCAACAUGCCGCGGUAUUUGUUGGUGCUCGAUUGCAUGUUACAGGAGGUGUUCUUAGGGGAGGACGAUCGGUAGACAGUGAAGCCGCUGUUGCAGUGUUGGACACGGCUGCUGGAGUCUGGUUAGAUAGAUAUGGCAUGGUGACUUCACAAAUUAACAAGGGCCAAACCAAAGAUCCGUCUUUGGAACUCAUGCGUCGUUGUAGGCAUGCUGCUUCAUCUGUUGGUGUUCGCAUAUACGUCUUUGGUGGUCUCAGAGGAGAUGUAUUGUUAGAUGAUUUUCUCAUAGCAGAUAAUGCGCCUGAUUCUGAUUCUCCUCUGUUAACACCUGAAAGCAAUUCAUAUGUAGCAAGUCCUGGGUCAAACCAUUUGAGCCCAUUUGAUUCUAUGUCUCCCAGCAGUAGACCAGAGAGUCCAUCUGGUGGCCUAAGUAUGAGAAAAGAAUCAAUGGAAAGGCUAGCUGAAGCUUCUGCUGCUGAAGCUAAGGCUGUUAAUGCUGUGUGGCAAGCUGCACAAGCGCAUUCUGCUAAUCCUGGAGGAACAACCGCUUCAACUUACCCACAAGCUGCAGAGGCCAAUUCAGAGGGUGCUGAUACCGAGCGAGACGUCAGACUCCAUCCACGAGCUGUUGUGGUAGCUAACGAAACUGUAGGAAACCUUGGUGGGUUAGUAAGACAAUUAUCCUUGGAUCAGUUUGAAAAUGAGAGUAGACGGAUGCUUCCUUCACAAAAUGAUAUGUCAUCUCCCACCAAAAAGUUCACAAGGCAAAAGUCACCUCAAGGGUUGCAUAAAAAGGUCAUCUCUAAUUUGCUUAGGCCUCGAAACUGGAAACCACCUGUUAACAGGAGGUUUUUCCUUGAUUCAUAUGAAGUUGGAGAGCUUUGCUAUGCUGCUGAGCAAAUAUUUUUGCAUGAGCCUACAGUUCUUCAGUUGAAAGCUCCAAUUAAAGUGUUUGGUGAUCUUCAUGGACAAUUUGGUGAUCUUAUGCGAUUGUUUGAUGAAUAUGGAUUUCCUUCUACCGCUGGAGACAUAACAUAUAUUGACUAUUUAUUCCUUGGCGAUUAUGUUGAUCGAGGACAGCAUAGCUUGGAAACAAUCACUUUACUUCUUGCUUUAAAGAUUCAGUAUCCCGAGAAUGUUCAUUUAAUACGUGGGAAUCACGAGGCUGCUGACAUAAAUGCACUCUUUGGUUUCCGUCUUGAGUGCAUUGAGAGAAUGGGGGAGAACGAUGGGAUCUGGGCAUGGACACGGUUCAAUCAACUGUUUAACCAUCUUCCACUUGCAGCACUGAUUGAGAAAAAGAUAAUAUGUAUGCAUGGUGGCAUUGGGAGGUCGAUACAUUUAGUUGAACAGAUAGAGAAAAUAGAGAGACCAAUAAACAUGGAUGCUGGAUCUCUUGUCUUAAUGGAUUUGUUAUGGUCUGAUCCUACAGAAAAUGAUAGUGUGGAAGGUCUUAGACCAAAUGCUAGGGGUCCUGGUCUCGUCACUUUUGGGCCUGACAGAGUUACAGAUUUCUGCAAGAGAAAUAAACUUCAGCUGAUCAUAAGAGCACAUGAAUGUGUGAUGGAUGGGUUCGAGAGAUUUGCCCAGGGGCAGUUGAUUACCCUUUUCUCUGCCACGAAUUAUUGUGGGACAGCAAACAAUGCUGGAGCUUUACUAGUGGUUGGCAGAGGAUUAGUAAUCGUUCCAAAACUGAUUCAUCCAUUGCCGCCCCCAAUUCACUCACCAGAAACAUCUCCACAACAUGGUCAAGAGGAAACCUGGAUGCAGGAGCUUAAUAAUCAAAGACCACCAACUCCUACCAGAGGCCGACCCCAGCCUAAUCAUGACAGGAACUCGCUUGCAUAUAUUUGACUGCUCAUUUGAUUUAUGUAUCUGUAAAAGUUGGUUAUGCUUCUUGAUGGCAUCAUAGUCAACAAGAAGUCUCACGGGCACAACAGGUCAUCUUUGUUUCUUUCUAUCGGAUGAUUAUAAGAGAUGUAUCUAUGUAGCAUAUGUAGAAGUCUAUCAAGCGUAUAUAGGAAACUUCCUGUCUGGUCAGUGCUAGAUGACCAGUUGUUCAAUUGUUAGGUGUGUACAUUCAGGCUGGAGGAAAUGGUAUGAAGUUUGACCAAACUACGAUUGAAAUGGCUUUGUUGUAAUGUGUAUUACUUCUAACAACGCCAAUGACGAGUUGGAUUGCAUUUAUAGAUCUCAUGAAAAAGCAGCUAUUCGAGUGUACGUAUUAUAUGAAGCUACUUACUCUUCUGCUUA
This is a messenger RNA of Erigeron canadensis, 3197 nucleotides long. Its product is annotated as serine/threonine-protein phosphatase BSL1-like. Gene Ontology annotation, biological process: brassinosteroid mediated signaling pathway. The transcript is spliced from 21 exons. Lineage: Eukaryota; Viridiplantae; Streptophyta; Magnoliopsida; Asterales; Asteraceae. Gene Ontology annotation, molecular function: protein binding; phosphoprotein phosphatase activity. Bases 168 to 2798 code for a protein of 876 amino acids. The record is from RefSeq and is a predicted model, not a curated record.